AUGGACACAAUCGACCAAACCAUACUUCGCGACAAGACUUCGUUCCCUUCCACCCUCAGAGUCCGGCAUACCUCCCAGGUGCGUGCAGGAGACGCCUGUCGCCAUCUCGCAUCGGGAGGCCCAAUUGGUAUCGCAUAUCACAUCGACAGCCAAGGACAAAUCGACUUCAUAGCCCUCUCGAAUCUCAGCCUCGCCUUCGUCAUACAUUUCGACAGCCCCCACCACAACACGCCGCAUGGCAGCGCCGAAUUCGCCUAUGUACUUCAAUCUGGAAGUGAAGAGCCAGGGACAGACGAUGUGGAUAUCUGCCUUGUCGGAUUUUCGCUAUCGCGAACAGCCAUCCAGGUCAACAGCGUUACGCAACGACACGUACGAGGCGUGGACCUGUCGACCCUGUUCUGCGCGAACGCCAGAGAGCCAUGGUCGCCUGCGAGAAUUGUCAGGGAGCGGGUGUCUUCAAACGCAGACUCAUGGGACAUUGCGCGUCUGUGGCUCGGGGAAGAGUCUACCGCUCAGAAGGACGUUUGUCUGCAAGCCUGGCUCGCUACAUGUGUCGCCAGCAAGUGUCCCCGUGAAAUAAUGGCAGCAAUAAAAGUCAGCACACGCUUCCUGAGCAAAUCCGAACUUGCUUGUUUGGCGGACCUGGUAGCGCAGUCCGAUCUUUUAGAUUACUACAAGCCGAAAGAGGUCGUCAACGACUUCAGUUCAGGAGGAUACAACAAGGAAGGAAAGUUUGAAGUCCACAACGAACGAUACAAGACGAGAGUACGCCCGAGUGAACUGACCCGUGUAAUCAUGACCGAUGAACAUGGCCGUGAAUAUACUGGGAACGCUAAAGGAGCCAAAGGGAAACGGACCACUAUCAGAAUGCAUGACAAAAGCCGAAAUAUCGGGGCAUUAUCUACAGUGAAAGUUCUCGGACGCCAAGAACCUACCAACCCCGAGAAAGCCCGCGACGAGCUCCUGUUCCUCCUUUUAACAUCCAGAAAAGAUCUUCGCAACUCGGCUUUCGUACGCAGCCUCUGGUUUCCGUCCUGGAAGGACAUGCACGAGCCCCCAGAUACGGUUGAUGAAGUCUACGCCGGCUCGGCUAUGGUUGGCGAGAGAUCCGUGGUCGUGGCUCAUGGUCCUCCCGGAACUGGUAAAACGACAACGAUAGCUGCAGCAUCGCGCAUCUGGGACCUCUGUCGUUUUCCGGUAUGGAUCGUUGCUCAUUCAAACGUUGCCGUGAAGAACAUCGCCGAAACUUUGUUCAAGAAGGACGUCGAUUUCAAGCUUGUUGUCUCCAAGGAAUUCUACGUUGAGUGGCAUGAACAUCUUUAUUCGGAGAUUCAGGAGAAAGUUAGGCGCUCUGAUGAGCUACCAACAGACAAAGUCGCGAUGGAGCGCGAAUUAGGCGGGUCCCAGAUUGUAUUGUCCACGUUGAGUAUGAUUUCGAACCCCGCCUUACACGACAACGGGACCUUCGACAUUAUCCCUGUCAAACGCCUGGUCAUCGAUGAGGCAUCUCAAAUCAACAUCUUUGAAUUCAUGCAUAUACUUGUUCGGUUUCAGUCCAGCCUUCAGAAAGUCUGUUUCUUCGGGGAUCCUCAGCAGCUGCCCCCUUUCGGGCAGGAUAAAGUUUCGAGGAUGAAAACCAUCUUCGAUUUGCAACACAUCUCGUGCUUGAAUCAAGACCUUUUUUUGGACACGCAAUACCGUAUGCCUGUUCCAAUUGGAGCCUUCAUCUCGAAAGCUGUCUAUAAAGGACGGUUGCUUUCUCAGCACCUGAUUACGCACCCAUCAUGUCUCGCUUUCAUCGAUGUUUCCACUCCUCAAGGGUUCGAAGAACGAGCUGGUACCAGCUGGCGGAAUCCAGGCGAGGUUCAAACAAUGGUGCACCUCGUGCGAACAUACUACAAAUCGACACAUUUUUGCAUCAUUACACCAUACGACGCACAGCGUGCUGCGAUACAGAGGGUGCUACAAAAUGAGAGCCUACCUUGGGAUUCUGUUUACAAUCUCGACAGCUUCCAAGGCAACGAAGCCGACUUCGUCCUGGUAUCGGUCGUCCGCUCCUCUCAACCUGGCUUCCUCGUUUCCCUUCAGAGGAUGAAUGUCCUAUUGACGCGAUGCAGGAAGGGUUUAAUCGUUGUCACGAAUCGUGGAUUCAUUGAAUACGGCGGGUCCGGGACGCUGCUCGGAUUAUUGGCGCGACACUGGCUAUCCGCCUAUAACGAAACCUCGUGGAUAGAUUGGCGGACUGUUGCAGAUGCUACAGCCAAUCUUCCUGGUGCCCCGGCGCGGCCUCGUCAGAAAGUGGAUACCUUGAGACCGUUUUCUGUCCCUGGAUCGGCCUUCUCUAAGGCUUCUUGUGCGAGCAAUUCUGUCCCGCCUUUGAGAACCAAUCUCACUCCAAAAUCCCCCAAUCUCCAAAAUAUGCAGGCAUUUCCACCUCUGUGGCAGAAAAAGACACCCAUCCUUCCAGGCUCGUGGAAGACUUCCGACCUUUCACCGUUUUCUUACGCUUUUAUCGCUCAAGCACCACGUGGUUGGCCGACCAGGAUCAGUGCAAGGUCGAUUCCCGACCCAACGCCGUAUGCAAACGUCGAAGCCGAUUACUGGGAGGAUGAUACAGAGAAACCAUCUUUGUCCGCUACCGUUCCAAGGCAAAAGGACGGAGGCACGAUCUGGGGUGCUCGUUCAAACGAAAUGCAGAAAACUCCUGGAGAUGGGACAAUGUCGACACACAAAUACCACCCCCACUCUCUCUUGAACAAGAGAGCGGUACCCAAGAAGGAAGUUGAGAAGCCCAAGCUCAAAUCCGCUCACAAGCCGGUGAAAUCAUUAGACACAUGGAAGUCCGGUCCAGCUGUGGCGCAUCCUAGCAAUGUAUCCUCCCCUGCGAGGACCUCGGCGCCCUCCACCAGCGUCAAGAGUUCCAAGACCAAGAUCGUAGAGACUCAGCAACCCAGCAAGCCUCUGGGAUUCAUAAGGAGCUUUGUUAAAUAUUCUUGA
This is a messenger RNA of Cyclocybe aegerita, 2997 nucleotides long. Lineage: Eukaryota; Fungi; Basidiomycota; Agaricomycetes; Agaricales; Hemipholiotaceae. The record is from the annotation of a GenBank genome assembly.